UAUAUAUAUUUAUCGCCUGUAAAGAGCCAGCCGAGCAGCCCAGCGAACCAGAUGCACGGCCGCCAAGCUCAUCCCGCCACCGCCGGCACCGUCUCCCCGAUCUCCGACUUCUAUCAACCCAAGCAAGGCAAAAAGCGGGGGAGCUACAACUGCGGCCGUUGCGGUCUUCCCAAGAAAGGCCAUAAAUGUCACAUUCCGGCCGAUACGACCCCCACUGACUCAGACUCUUAUACUCCCGCCGCCUUGCCUUCGCCCCCUUCCGUCGUCAGGCCGCUUCCGUCGACACCGCCACCGGGCCAGCCCCACCCGUACCUUAGGCGAGCGCUCUCUUUCGACGACAUUGACGUCCGAGAUUCGCUGGAUUCUGACGAUGAAGAGGAGUACGAUGCGCCGGAGCUGGAAACUGUUAUUGAUUCCGGCCGAUUGCCGAUGAGAUGCCUGUGGGAAGUGCUUAGGAGGUUACCGCCGCCGGCGAUUCUUUCGGCGGCGAAAGUGUGCAAGGGGUGGAGGGACACGGCCAGGAGGCUCUGGCGGGCGGCGGAGGAACUGAGGCUUAGGGUUCCGGCGAAGGCCCAGGUUGGACUAGUUGGAUCGGUUUUGCAGAAGUGUCCGGGACUAGUUCGACUCUCGAUUAGAAUGGAAAGUGAUGUGGAUGCAACGAUGCUUGCUUGUGUUGCAUUCUCUUGUCCCAAUCUGGAGGCUAUGGAAAUCUUUACAUCCAAGACUUCAGUCAAUCGAAUAACUGGGGAUGAAUUGGGCCGUUUUAUUGCUGAUAAAAGAUGCCUUGCGAGCCUUAAGAUGGAAGGUUGUUUUAGCCUUGGAGGUUUUGUUCUUUCUUCAUCAAGUCUUUCUACUCUUUGGCUUUCAGAUCUUCACUCUCUAUCUAAGAUGGUUUUCAACUGCCCCAAUUUGAAGGAGAUUUCUCUCAGUUUUUCCUGUCAAGAAAAUGAUAAUACUGAUCUUAUUACUAUGGUGGAUAGCUUGGGAAGGGGCUGUCCAAGGCUACAGAAUGUACACAUUGCAUCAGUUCAUCUAUCUCAUGCUGCUGUUCUUGCCCUAACAGCUGCAAAUUUAAGAUGGUUGCAGAUGCUUUCUCUUGUGCUUGGAUCAGAGAUCACUGAUGCAUCAGUUGCAGCAAUUGCCUCAAGUUAUUCAAACCUAGAAUUGCUUGAUCUAAGUGGGUCUUCCAUCAGUGACAGUGGCAUUGGAAUGAUCUGCAAUGUGUUUCCAGAAACACUAUCAAAGCUUCUUCUUGCCCUUUGUCCCAACGUUACUUUGAGUGGAAUCCAAUUUGCUGCCGCCCAACUGCCUCUUCUUGAACUCAUGGAUUGUGGGAUGACCCUAUGUGAUCCAAAUUCCCUAGGCUCAGUCUCUGAAGAAAUCAAUGAAUGUGAGUUGCAGAAAUUGUCCGACAGCAAACUACACUUUAUCUGCCAGAAACUAAUCAUCAAACAUGGAAGACUAAAAAAGCUAAGCUUGUGGGGAUGUUCUGGUUUAGAUGGUUUAUAUCUGAACUGUCCACAACUUAAUGAUCUGAAUCUAAAUGGAUGUAAAAAUUUGCAUCCAGAGAGAUUGCUGCUUCAGUUACCACGUUUGGAGAAUGUGCAUGCAUCAGGCUGUUGUGAUAUGUUGGUAGAAACUAUUCAAAGCCAGGUCUGUAAGGAAUCUGCUGCUAUGAAAAAUCAUUAUCCUUUCAAGCGAUUAGCUGAUGGCUCCAAGAGAGUUCGGGUCCCACAUUUUUUCAAUGAUCAGGCGUCUGAUCAUGAUGAAAAGCAGAGAUUUGUCAAAAGGCAGUGCAUUGUGGUUGUAGAUUAAUGCAAGAUAAGCCUUAUGAAAUGGCCAACCAAUUUGACUGAUCCAAAGCUCAAAUUGUUCACAAACAGGCCUUUUUUUUUUUUUUUUUUUCAGAUUUUCAUGAUCAUGGUAGAGAACUUGGGUCUCAUAUCUCUAAAAUAAAGAAUUCCUUUUUUGUUUUUUAUGUUCUCAAAUGUAUAAAACAAAGAAUAAGUUGUUAUGUAGCUAGCCAUUGCACUAAUUUGGCCAUUUGGUGGAAGUCAUCUUGGUACAACGACAACUAGCACUUGAUUCCUUCCAUUACUGGUUUUAGGUUGUCUUGUUAUAAACAAUAAAGCCUACAAUAGUAUCUCACUUGCAGUAAUUUUAGGUUGCAUGAAAU
Molecule: messenger RNA, 2176 nt
Organism: Diospyros lotus (date-plum)
Lineage: Eukaryota; Viridiplantae; Streptophyta; Magnoliopsida; Ericales; Ebenaceae
Product: F-box/LRR-repeat protein 17-like
Exons: 11
Coding region: 52-1815 (587 amino acids)
Molecular function (GO): protein binding
Source: RefSeq, a predicted model, not a curated record